AUCCCCCUUUUUUCUAGUUCUUCUAGGUUUCCCAGCUUCUCCAUUUUUGCUCCGUCUCUCACACCUGGGUCGGUGUCACGGCCUCCCUUCGACGUCUCUCUCAGGUGAAAUCUUUGAAUUUUAAUGUUAAUAUAUCAAACCAAUCACUUACUUGGAAAGUAAAAGCAAGUGUGCGUGGUUGGUCUCAUCCCCUUUAACCUUUUUCCUCCCAGUUAGGGAUCAACCGCUUUAACAAUGGGAACACCAGAGACCUCUCGUGAACCUUGCCCUGACCGUAUACUUGAUGAUGUUGGCGGAGCAUUUGGUAUGGGUGCUGUUGGAGGUGCGGCCUUCCACUUCAUAAAAGGCACAUACAACUCACCAAAAGGUGAGCGCUUGGUUGGUGGUACACAGGCAGUGCGCAUGAAUGCACCUCGUAUUGGUGGUAGUUUUGCUGUGUGGGGUGGACUGUUCUCCACGUUUGAUUGUACAAUGGUUUAUCUCCGUCAGAAAGAAGAUCCGUGGAACUCAAUCAUUGCUGGUGCAGCAACUGGUGGCUUUCUCCAGAUGCGGCAGGGAUUAGGUGCUGCUUCUAGAUCAGCAAUGUUUGGUGGAGUUUUACUUGCGUUGAUAGAGGGAGCUGGAAUUAUGUUGAAUAAAGUCAUGAGUGCUCCCCAGAAUUUCCCGCCCAUGGAUGAGCCACUACCAAAUGCCCCUGGUGUGCCUGGGUAUCCAACCGGGCAGCUGCCUGGUCAACAAAUGGGGCAGCUUCCUGGUCAAGCUCCAGUAAGUAUUGAUGGCAUGAUGGCUGAAUCUUCAGCACCGUCCUCUUCUUCCUCAAGUUCCUGGUUUGGAGGGCUUUUUGGCGGUGGAAAAAAAGAGGAGACAGCGACAAACAGUGGUAGCAAGACACAGGUUUUAGAGAGCUUUGAUGCUCCUAGCCCACCUACUUUUGAAUAUAAAUGAGUUUAAGAGCUGAAAUUCUUUGCAGGUUGAUUACUGUUAUUUUCUUUAUUAUUUGGAUUCCUUAUGUAGUGUGAACCAGUAUAUUAAUUUAUCAGUGUAGCCAAGGUUUUGUGAUGUUUCAUGUAAAGUAUAGAUUUCUGAAUAAAUGUCUUCCUUCAAAAGACAUUAUGUGCGCUGUAGUCUCUAAGGAAACUGCGCAGGACAAAGGAAAUAAAGUCUCGCUUUAUAUGCAUUGA
Messenger RNA from Nicotiana tabacum (common tobacco), 1181 nucleotides. RefSeq names its product mitochondrial import inner membrane translocase subunit TIM17-2. NCBI's taxonomy places the organism in Eukaryota, Viridiplantae, Streptophyta, Magnoliopsida, Solanales, Solanaceae. Gene Ontology annotation, biological process: protein import into mitochondrial matrix. Gene Ontology annotation, cellular component: TIM23 mitochondrial import inner membrane translocase complex. The record is from RefSeq and is a predicted model, not a curated record. Gene Ontology annotation, molecular function: transmembrane protein transporter activity.